AUGUAUCCAGGAGUCGGUAACUGUACUCUUACAAGAAGGCUCAGAAAACUCUCUUGCCUUGACCUUGCUAUACCUGUUGACGGAAGACCGAGAAAACUUGGUGCUAAAACUAUAUCCCUAGUGUCAAGAGGACUUCGAUCAGGUACUUUAGAUAGUCCCGGAGCAGCGCAAAAAAGUUUAAGAUUGAUGGGUCAAGAUAUGUCAAUUACUGGCAUCCGCAAGUCAUUGAGAAGAAAUGAUCUUAAAUCUCUAAGAAAAGCAAAGAUCAAUUUUGUUAGCAAGACAAACAAACGGCUUCGAUUGGCGUGGGAUAAAAAGCAUAGGCAUCUUACUAUUGCUGAUUGGCGUCGUUGGGUGUUUUCGGAUGGAACAAGAAUAAACCUUUGGGGCUCAGAUGCGGAGGAGCCUGGUUAUGGUACUACCAUUAUCGAAGGCUCAAUAAACUCGGACUUGUAUGUCGAUAUUUUCAAGACAUCAUUGGACGACACUCUUGAGCACUUUGGGAAGACACCAUUUGAUGUGCAAUUUCAACAAGACAGAGCAACGCCGCAUACCUCGGGCAUUACUAAGCGAUGGUUCACCGAAAAUGGGUUUAACCUAGACGAAAUUAUGGAUUGGCCGCCCCAAAGUCCCGAUCUUAAUCCCAUUGAACAUGUCUGGUAUCUCCCAAAGAUUCGUCUUAAUAAGUGUUCCACUAGACCUUCUACAAAAGAAGAACUAGAGCGGCGUAUUAACAUAGAAUGGUACAAAAUAACAGAAAAAGAGUGCCAAAAAUAUAUUGAUAGUAUGCCUGCCCGAAUCAAGGCUCUCAUCAAGAGCAAAGGUGGUUCAACUCACUAUUAA
Molecule: messenger RNA, 843 nt
Organism: Mucor velutinosus
Lineage: Eukaryota; Fungi; Mucoromycota; Mucoromycetes; Mucorales; Mucoraceae
Exons: 2
Coding region: 1-843 (280 amino acids)
Molecular function (GO): nucleic acid binding
Source: RefSeq, a predicted model, not a curated record